This is a messenger RNA of Clonostachys solani, 183 nucleotides long. Lineage: Eukaryota; Fungi; Ascomycota; Sordariomycetes; Hypocreales; Bionectriaceae. The record is from the annotation of a GenBank genome assembly.
AUGUUGACACUCUCCGAAUCCAGAUUCAUCAUGGUUAUGAGGAGAGACGCAAACCGUUCCGAAGGCGUCAUAGAGGGCGUCGAGUUGACAAGACGGAAUGAGCGAGCCACGGAGCCAUUCUGGCCGGGCCACCAUCGCCCGUCCAUCGCCAUUGCCACCACCUCGAGGGAUGGGGGAGGCUGA